Benincasa hispida (wax gourd) is the source of this 1054-nucleotide messenger RNA. The record is from RefSeq and is a predicted model, not a curated record. Lineage: Eukaryota; Viridiplantae; Streptophyta; Magnoliopsida; Cucurbitales; Cucurbitaceae.
UUAUAAAAAAAUUAAUUAAAAUAAUUUUUGUGUUCUUACCAUUUCUUUAUAUUGCACAAAAGAAUCUUGAAUUGGAUUUUAAACUAUGAGAUAAGUAUGAGUAACACAAAACCAAAAUAUGGAGUGGCCCACCUCCCUCCUAAGUUGUCUUCUUCUCCUCUUCCCUUCUAACAACCAAAAGUCUCUUUAAGAUUUUCCUUUUUUCCAAAGAAAGCACCACAAACCCUCAAUACCGAUCCCUUCUCUUCUCAACGUUGUGUGUGUGUGUGUGUCAUGACUCGCUAUAUCAGAGCUCUCGCCGGGAAUACUUCGUUGGCACCUCCGCCGGAGGCGGUGGCCAUGGAGUCGGACUUCGUGGUCAUUCUGGCGGCGUUGCUGUGUGCCCUAAUUUGUAUGGUAGGGCUGAUAGCGGUGGCUCGGUGCGCGUGGCUCCGGCGUGGGGGAGGCAGUGCAGGAAAUCAGGCGUCGGCGAAUAGGGGACUGAAGAAGAAGAUCCUGCAGUCGCUCCCAAAAUUCAAGUACAAGUCGACGGGGGGAGAGGGGAAAAUAGCGGCGGAAUGUGCGAUCUGCCUGGCGGAGUUCUUGGAGGGGGAGGAGAUCCGGCAGCUGCCGCAGUGCGGGCAUUGCUUCCACGUUAGCUGCGUAGACACGUGGCUGGGGUCCCACUCCUCAUGCCCUUCCUGCCGCCAGAUUUUGGUAGUGGCGAGAUGCCAGAAGUGCGGGCAGUUUCCGGCGGUGGUGCAAGGCGGCGCUGCUCACAACAACGAGGAGGUGGAAGAUAACAACAGGGGUUUGGGAUUUCUGCCUUGACUCAACGCCAUUUCAUAAAAUUCAAACUAAGCUUAGCUUCAACCUCUAUUUAUUUCUGGUUUCAUCACACACACAAGAUUGAGUUUUGUGUGAAUUCUUUUUUCUUUUUUUUUUCUUAAUACAAAAACAAAUCUUCACCCAUAAUGUAAACAAUCCCCUAAUUAAAAAAAACUGCACUUGUAAAUUCUAGCUUCUUUGACUCUUUUUUGUGAUGAAUUUGACUCAAAGUUUUUUGUUUUUUGUU